This is a messenger RNA of Brugia pahangi, 2952 nucleotides long. Lineage: Eukaryota; Metazoa; Nematoda; Chromadorea; Rhabditida; Onchocercidae. The record is from the annotation of a GenBank genome assembly.
AUGACGAACUGCGCAAAAAUACUAUCAUUUCUUGUCAUUCUAUUUGCAAACUCAAUAAAAACACAAAGAUUUCGAAGAAUCUGUGAGGCACAAGAAACAUGCAUGAAUUGUGGUGACGAUCGCUUCUCAUAUUAUAAAUGCAACGCGUCACAUGAUUGCCUGGCUGAUGAAAUUUGUACCGGACAAGGUUUCUGCUGUCCUGCAACGGAACUGAGUAGGACAGUGUCAUCUUUGUUCAGUGAUAAUUUUGAAUUUAUUGGUGUUCCGGCUUACAAAUAUGAAUCGGAAAAGUCAGGAAUGUGUCCAGAUGGUAGUCCAUGGAGUCGACAAUGCAGUAAUGAUUCAGAUUGCACACUUACUAAUGAAAUUUGUGCAACUGGAAAAUGUUGUUCAGUAUGCUCACAACACCGCCGUCGAGUACUGAACGAUUUGCCGACUAACAACGUUGUCGGUGUGCACAUUCCGCAAUGUGACCCUGCUGGAAAACACUAUCGAGCGGUGCAGUGUCGUACCGGAACUGAGGAAUGUUGGUGUGUUUCACGAUUUGGCCGGAUUAUUGGGUCGCUAAAACCUAAAACGACAAACUUAAAUGCAGCAUGUGAAACGCUGCGACUAACAGUGAAGCGUAUUAUAGAGGAGAAACGUGAAACUGUUAACGUACGUCGAAAGCAAGGGAGUUUGACAAGUUCAAAAGAAAAAAGUCAUUCGAUUGAUAUAAUAGUGAAAGGACAAAGUUCAGAGCUAAAGCAACAACUUCGUAGUAUAAAUGGCACAGUCAGUGAUAAAUGCUUAUGGAUGAAACCUGGACACUGUUCCGAUCAACCAGUAUCACUUACUGAUGCGUCCAAACUUUGCCACUGUGACGAUGACUGUCCAGCUUUACAGAAAUGUUGUCCGGUUCUAACCAGUGGAUUAGCUUGUUCCUCAAAUAUUAAUACUGAUAAAUUCCCAGUGAUAUCACACUUCCCAUUAACGAAUUCAACAACAACAACAACAAUAUGUGCCAAGAAUGAGCAAUUUGUGGAAUGUCUUGAUGAGUGCAAAGCAACUUGCUUCACAAAAACAACAAUUCCAUGUUUUAUUGAACGAUGCAAAAGUGGAUGCCAGUGCAAAUCAGGUUUCAUUCGUCAAAAAAAUGACCUUCAUGCUCCAUGCAUUCCACAGGACGAAUGUCCUCCUCAAUCGAUUAUGGAAAGUAAAACACGUUGUGCUGAUCCCUUACGUGAGUACGAAAUUUGUGGCCCAGGAUGCCCAAUUUCUUGUUCUUCUCGAAGUGAGAAAUGUAAAGUUGAAGGAUGUGUGGAAGGAUGUUUUUGUAAAAUACCGUAUAUUCUUGAGAAUGGUGCAGAUCCAAUUCAUUCCAGGUGCAUUUUACCGGCAUAUUGUCCUCUGUUAGUGCGAGACUAUUCUCCUCCACUGAAUGCUACCGUCGUUCACUUUAAUUCAACGUCUCCUGUGACCUCUAAUUCGCGCUUAUUUCUCGAAGGUCGCGAAGAUUCGAUCGCUCCACCAACAGCGAUGCACUGCAGUGACCCAUUUAAGAAUUUCCACAUUUGUGGUUCUGGCUGUCCAGCUGGUUGCAAUAACAAAGUAGCCGGUUUCUGUGGUACGCAGUGUGUUGCCGGAUGUUUCUGUCGUAAUCCAUACAUUUUGCAAGAUGCUUACAACUUGAAUUCUCCUUGUAUACUGCCUCAUCAAUGUCACUCACUAACAGUUCAACAGCAAAUUUGCUCUGAUCCACGGAAACAGUGGACACAUUGCUUUUCUUCUCAAUGCACACGUAGUUGUUCGAAUCUAGAAACGUCGUGCAAAUCAAGUGAGUGUACACCUGGUUGUAUUUGUCGUGAACCAUACGUAUUGCUCGAUUCGCGUAACCCUAAUUCACGUUGCGUACUUCCCAGUGAAUGCGGUUCACAGUGUUCGGAUCCACUGAAAGAGUAUCAAGCUUGUGCUUCAUCAUGCCCCAUUGGUUGCAACAAUCGAGUACCGCAGACGUGUUCACCGUGUGUGUCCGGUUGCUUCUGCAAAUCAGGAUUUGUAUUUGAAGAUGCUAUAAAUUGGCGCACUUCUGAAUGCAUACCAUUGAAUCAGUGCCCAGUGGGUAACAUUUCUGCGAUAUCAGGAAUAUUUAAUUCCGAGAACAAUAAGUUAGCUAAUAUGGCUAUGGCAGAAUGUCCUGAGACAACAGUUGAUCUAAGUGGAAAAUUUUGUAAUUUUGAUUCUGAUUGUCCAAUACAACAGCGUUGUUGUCGUUCAAAUCUAUUCGCAAUGAUCAGUUCAAAGCGAUCACGUUGCACGUGUAUUGAUCCACAUGCGUACUGGGAUUCGUGUGGCAUUUUAUGUCCAGAAUAUUGUGGACAACUUGCAACGCCGGUCUGUUCAUCGACAUGUAAUCCUGGUUGUCACUGCGCAUCUGGUUACGUGAAAGCACGUAAUCAUGUAAUGGCGCCAUGUGUACUGCGAACACAAUGUUUACAGCAAGGAAAGUAUUACAAUACUGCUGAAAACAUAGAACGUACAACCAAACCGUAUAAUCUGUAUAAAGAAAUAGCAAGUGCGAAGAUGUUAAGCGAUGGGAAUAAAAUUAUUGGUGAUGUGAAAAUUAAACAGAUUAACAAAGGAAGAAUUAAACUGGAAGGUACAAUUGAAGGAUUACCGGAUGGCGAACAUGCAAUCAUUAUACAUCAAGCUGGUGAUUUGUCCAAUUCAUGCGCUAACAUUGGUCCGAUUAUGGCAUCUGAUAAAAAGUUUAAUGUAUCUGCUAUAUUUGGAAAUGUUAAAGCAAAUGGUACUGCAGAUGUAACAAUCGAUCGAGAAAUCGACUGGCCACAAGAUAUCUCACUGAUUGGUCAUUCAUUGGUGAUUCAUAAAUUAUCAGUAAUAGAGUGGUCACUACGUGAUAAAGAUAUUCUACCAUUAGCCUGUGGUACGAUUGGUUUUGCAUCGGCAUAA